GGCUGGACGAUCUUUGACAACCUCUACGUCCUUAACGGGACCGUGUAUGUCGUGACAGACGAACCAGAGACCGUUCCCUCUCGCGAAACAAUGACGUCGACGGGUAUUAAAGUCGAGAAUGGUGUGGAGGCUGUCAGGGCAAGAUUGCCUACCGACCGCGAAAUGCGUAUUAUCUCCACCGAGGAAGCAGGCAAACUGUUUGGCCCUACUAUCGAGGUCAUAGACGGUACCACCUGGCUCGUUAACGACCCACCACAAUUUAUCACGCACUACUACCACUGGUCUGCUGAGCUCUUCUUCGGAUUUUGGCGCACUUAUUCCUCCCUUGAUCCCACUAUCCCUACGACAGGACGCACUCCACUCCCUUCGCUACGACGUGUCUGGUUCGCACAUACCGAUUCCGAUCACUGGCGUGACUAUGCCCACAUGAAUGAAUGGGUCCUCCGCAGCACUUUUCCCUCUCUCACUUCUGAGUACUUGAAUGAUUGGAACGAGCGUGCCGAACUAGGCCGUCCCUUUAUCCUCGACCGUGUCAUUUUCUCGGACCGCGCAGCAGCGAUGCACGGGGAAGGCUUCCUGGGUACGGGUCGUUUUGCUGCAGAGGCGUUUGAGUUGCCAGGCAGCCAGCACUGGUGGAGCACAAUUCGGAAUAACGUCAUCAAAUUUGCAGGCCUGGACGAGGACAUCCACGCUGGAAUAACUGAUAGUCCUGUGAUUACAUAUAUAUCCAGGCAGGAGUGGGGCAGGCGGAUGUUGAGAAAAGAGGAUCAUGAGCGGCUGGUAAAGGAAUUGUAUGCCCUCAGGGAUGAGCACGGGUAUGAGGUAAACAUCGUGAGCAUGGAUAAACUCUCGCGAGUGGAACAGAUAAGACUCGCAGCCCGUACAACGAUCAUGAUGGGCGUACAUGGGAACGGACUGACGUCGCUCGUAUGGAUGAAACCGUCGGCACGUACGACGGUGAUCGAGUUUUUCUACCCAGGUGGCUUCGCACACGACUACGAGUACACGGCACGCUCGCUGGGGAUGACGUACAACGGCUUUUGGGACAACAAGACCUUUACAAGUACGGAACUACCACGCGUAGCGUAUCCACAAGGUUUCCAAGGGAACAGUAUCCCAGUUGACGGUUCGGCCGUUGCGAAGCUUUGUCGAGAGAGGCUCAAUAUCAAGAGUGAGUAG
Messenger RNA from Pisolithus orientalis, 1179 nucleotides. RefSeq lists its product as uncharacterized. Lineage: Eukaryota; Fungi; Basidiomycota; Agaricomycetes; Boletales; Pisolithaceae. The transcript has 5 exons. Gene Ontology annotation, biological process: protein O-linked glycosylation via mannose. Gene Ontology annotation, cellular component: endoplasmic reticulum. Gene Ontology annotation, molecular function: protein O-acetylglucosaminyltransferase activity. The record is from RefSeq and is a predicted model, not a curated record. The annotation marks the transcript as partial.